AUGCGAGUACCGCAGAACAAACUGCAGAGAGUCAAGGCCGCUGUGCAUCUUGCACAAGCCGUACUCGUCUUCGUUGCAGGAUGCCUCACUCUCGCUGUCAUGACCAAGGACGGCGGAUACGGAGGACAAGUCGGCUACUACUUUGCUCUGUGCUUCAUCACGAUCCCCGCCAUCCUCUACCAAGUCAUGGUGCCAAUGUGGACUCGAGCCUGGAGACUGAACAACGUCUGGGCGAUUGCGACCAUCGACAUCCUCUUCACACUACUCUGGUUCGCAGCAGCGAUAGCGGUAGCAGUCUGGAACGCCAACGGCCUGGCGGCGGGGAAAGAGACGAGCAGGGAUAGCGAUUCAGACAAGACAAUUACGAAGCGGGAUACGAAGAAGGAUGGCACAUGCGCUUCCUUUGGCUACGGCAGCAAGAGCAAGUGCGAAGUCAGCAAAGCGAACGUGGGUUUCGGCAUAAUCAUCAGCCUCUUGUUCGGCGUCUGCAGCUACAUUGCUAUUCGCGCGGUGAUUGAGUACCGUCGCACUGGAGUCGUCCCGGGCAAUUCGAGCAGCCUUCCGAAGAACCAUGGCGCUGGAAUUUCCAGUGAAGACGACGCCGACGACAAGGUCUGGUCAACCAAUACCAGCGACCUGAACAAUCCCGAGGACCGCUUUGCGUACGGCCAAGCAGACCCUGAAGACCGAACAGGACUACUGAAUGACCACUCCGACGACGCACAUCAAACUGCCAAUGGCAUGGCGCACCCUGGAAGGCGACCAAGUUGGGAGAGCCAGACUGCACAAAUACCGCCAUCUUACGACUCUGGCUUUGCGCCAUCAGCUCUGAGUCCCACGGGACCGCCGACAGGAGCAUUGCCAGGCGGAAGAGUGCAGUUCCCGGAAGCAAACUACGGCAGGAUUUGA
Molecule: messenger RNA, 909 nt
Organism: Fulvia fulva
Lineage: Eukaryota; Fungi; Ascomycota; Dothideomycetes; Mycosphaerellales; Mycosphaerellaceae
Exons: 3
Coding region: 1-909 (302 amino acids)
Source: RefSeq, a predicted model, not a curated record